Peronospora belbahrii is the source of this 1464-nucleotide messenger RNA. The record is from the annotation of a GenBank genome assembly. NCBI's taxonomy places the organism in Eukaryota, Oomycota, Peronosporomycetes, Peronosporales, Peronosporaceae.
AUGAAGUCAUACUGGACAGAGCACAGCUCCAGCGCAGAUAUUGAGGCUAUGAUGCUUGAUUCAAACGCCAAAAUUCUCCAUGAACAGGAGAUGCCCGAGAUUAUGGAGCACGCUCCUUCUAUAAAAGGCAAAGACGUGCUCGAGCUUGCUGCUGGUAUUGGCCGCUUUACCUCCAUUCUUGGCAAGACUGCCAAGAGUGUCACAGCUGUGGAGUUCAUUGAAGAUUUUCAUAAAGCCAACAUUGCCACCAAUGGCCAAAUGGAGAACAUCAAGUUUCUAUGUCGGGACGUUGUCACACUAGAGAACGAACGCCACUCGUUUGAUGUUAUCUUUUCCAAUUGGAUAUUUAUGUAUCUAGGAGAUGAAGAAGUCAAGGCAUUUGCCAAGAAAGCCAUCAAGUGGCUUCGUCCCGGUGGCAAACUCUUCUUCCGUGAAUCUUGUUUCCGACAAUCUGGAGAUGCAAAACGCAAUUCAAACCCGACGCAUUAUCGUCACCCUGCAUUCUAUAUCGGAGCUUUUGGAUCCGUGGUAUCUAAGGAGGAAAACGGAGACUUGGGAUAUUUCAAUCUUGAGUCUUCUGGUAGUGUCUCUGUCUACCGCAAAAUCAAAAAGAACAAUGGACAGAUCUAUUUCAACUACACAAAGGCCAUCAAGGAACAAGCUGCAACUGGCAGUGAUGACGGCGUUGAGACGUUUCAGAAGUUUUUGGACGAACAACAGUAUUCCAACCAGAGUAUCACGCGCUAUGAAAAGAUCUUUGGACAAGGUUAUGUGAGCACUGGUGGCCAAGCCACCACGACUGAGUUCGUGGAGAAGCUCAACCUCAAAGCUGGCGAGCGAGUGCUGGACGUGGGCUGUGGUAUCGGAGGAGGGGACUUCUACAUGGCCCGUCAGUUUGGUGUCUCCGUUGUCGGCAUUGAUCUCUCCACAAACAUGGUGCACCGGGCUCUUGAAACGUCCAUGCAGAAUCCAAGUGUCGACGUAGAGUUUGAGAUUUGCGAUGCCACGAAGAAAGAGUAUCCCGAUGCAUCCUUCGACGUCAUUUACUCUCGUGAUACGAUCCUGCACAUUGAGGACAAGCAGGCUCUGUUUGCCAAGUUCUUUCGUUGGCUCAAGCCUGGUGGCCGUGUGCUCAUCUCGGACUAUUGCCAGGGUGAACAAGAACCAACGGACCGAUUCAAAGCGUAUGUGGCGAGCCGGGGAUACCAUCUGUUGUCUCCAUCCCAGUACGGUAAAGUGCUUGAGUCGGUCGGUUUUACGUCUGUGCUAGCUGAGGAUCGUACCGAACAGUUCGUUGAGGUAUUGAAAGAAGAAUUGAGUCGUACACUGGCACGCAAGGAGGAAUUUGUUGCAGAGACGAGCGAGUCUGACUUCAAGUAUAUUGUCGAUGGUUGGAAGGCAAAGAUCGUACGUUGUGGUGAGGGUGACCAGAAGUGGGGACUGUUCUUUGGGAAGAAGAAGUGA